Achroia grisella is the source of this 3897-nucleotide messenger RNA. RefSeq names its product intersectin-2-like (gene Dap160). The transcript has 26 exons. Gene Ontology annotation, cellular component: plasma membrane; cytoplasm; presynaptic membrane. Gene Ontology annotation, molecular function: molecular adaptor activity; protein binding; calcium ion binding. Bases 137 to 3580 code for a protein of 1147 amino acids. The record is from RefSeq and is a predicted model, not a curated record. Lineage: Eukaryota; Metazoa; Arthropoda; Insecta; Lepidoptera; Pyralidae. Gene Ontology annotation, biological process: endosomal transport; clathrin-dependent synaptic vesicle endocytosis.
CAGACAUAUAUAGAUAUUUUGAGAUCAAACAAAAUCAAUAAAUUUCAUUGCCUAGUGCUUUCUUUUUUGAAAAAAAAAGAACAAGAAAGAGUGUUUAUUUAUAGCAUAUUCGACACAGCAAUACGCUUCUAUCAUCAUGGCGGAUCCAUGGAUCGUUCAGCCACACGAGCAUGCGAAAUUUGCUGAGCACUUCAACAACUUGGGCCCCGUUAAUGGCGCCCUCACCGGAGAACAGGCCAAGAGGUUCAUGUUGCAGAGUCAACUACCACCGCCCAUACUCGGCGCCAUUUGGACUUUAGCAGACACCAAUGCAGAUGGUAAACUAGAUCUGCGAGAGUUCUCCAUCGCUUGCAAGAUAAUCAACUUGAAACUACAUGGAAUUGAAGUGCCGAAGAUCUUACCGCCGUCUCUACUCGCCUCUCUCAGUCCACAAGUUCAACAAAAACAAUUCACCCCACCAUCCAAACCCCCUAUCCCGCCCAUGCCAACCAUCCCACAGCAACCACUUAUAUCCGGGUUGCCACAGCAACCAACCAACCAAUCACUACUUGGGGAUUUCGGCAACCAAUCCCUUAUUAGCACCGGACCACCGCAAUCUAUACCAACCGUGCCGUUAGUCCAACCAGUCAAGCCAUCCGUGGUCCCAGAUUUGAUUUCCGGCGUGAAACCAAUAACGCAACCAGUUGCGACCCAAAAUUUGAUCGGUCAGUCUCAACCCCUAAUUCCAACUCAACCCCUGAUCGAUGCACAACCCUUAAUCCCUUCUCAACCGCUAUCGGCAGUGCAACCUAUUACAAACCCACCCCUAAUACCUCCAACACAACCAUUAACUCAACCCCUAAUGGCUGCACAACCCUUAAUAAACGGACAACCCCUAAUUGCGGCCAGUCCACCCCUCGUACCCGUUCAACCCUUGGUUGGUCCUACUCCACUAGUUCCCUCCUCGCAGCCAUUGGUGACGGGGACCACAGUGGCAUCUCUAAUCAGCUCGCCGCCUCAACCUACCACGGUAGUGGGUUCGAUGUCUGGGCAACCAGUCACUUCAACCCCUAUAACCGCUGUUAAAAGUGACGGAUUAUCGAAACCAGGAUCUGUGGUAACGAGCCCCACGGAAGUGCCCCUGGGCGUCAUGAGUCCGCCUCCACCGGCCGAGUGGGGUAUACCCCAGCAACAGAAACUCAAGUAUACCCAACUCUUCAACGCUACAGACCGAGCGAAGACAGGGUCGGUGUCAGGUGCGCAGGCUCGCGCGAUCAUGCUGCAGUCCAGACUACCACAGCAGGCUCUGGCACAGAUAUGGGCAUUAGCUGACUUAGACUCUGAUGGCAAGCUGGGGUGUGAAGAGUUUGUACUGGCUAUGUACCUCUGUGAAAAGGCAACCCAGGGUGACUCCGUGCCGGCUAAAUUGCCUCCCGAGCUCAUACCACCCACAUUCAGACGGGAGUCGGUGACAUCGACUAGUAGUGCGAAGUCAUACGAGGAACGUCGGAGAGAGAACAUGGCGCGCGGCCAGGCCGAGCUGGAGAGGCGCAGGUCACAGCUAGCAGACGCCCACAUGAAAGAGAAGGCUGAAAGAGAACGGAAAGAGAGAGAAGAAGCGGAGAAGAGAGAGAAGGCUAGAUUGGAAGCACAGAAGAGAGAGCAGGAAGAAUUGCAAAGGAAACAGAAGGAAGAACAGGAGAAGCGAGAAGCAGCUAGAAAGGAGAUGGAGAGACAAUGCCAACUGGAGUGGGAGAAAAAGAGAAUUCGUGAGCUGGAAGCGAUGCGAACAGAGGAACAAACCAAAGUUCUAAGUCUGAAGUCCAAGAACCAAGCUGUCACUGCAGAGCUGAACUCUGUGAAUCUCCGAGCCAGUAAUCUGGCCAAGGAUAUACGGGAGACCAGGACGGCUGUGGCAGCUGCCAAGUGUACCAUAGACGGGAUGAGAUCCGACCGUGACGCGAGCAUGGCAGAAAUGCAGCAGCUGAAAGCAAAAGUGAAAGAGCUGAAUGCUAAGCAAAUAGCUUUGAAUAAAGAAAAGGCGGAGUUGGAUGCUAAAGGUUCAGAAGGAAAUGAAGACGGCAAACUGAGUAUGAUGGAAGUAACAUUGAAACAGCUACGAGAAAAGGUGGAAGCCGCUAAGGCAAUAGUGGAGAGCAAGCAGAUGGACCUGGAGACGAACAACAAGCAGCUGUCGGAGCUGACGGAGACGGUGACGUCACUGGGCGACAAGUGCGAGCGCGUGUGGAGACUGUACGAGGAGCGCCGCGACCAGUACCGCGCCCGCACCGCCGCGCCCGCAGAGUCCGCCUGGCCCGCAGAGACGGAGUGGGGUGCAUCAGAGGAGGCCUGGGGUGACACCGGAGCCCCAGAAGACGCCUGGGGAGACGCACCCGCUACCAAUGCUACGGAACCUCAGCCGGUGGUGUCGACAGCAGUAGGUGCAGCCAGGUGGCGCUGUGUGUAUGAAUUCUCAGCGCGGACUGCGGAUGAACUCAGUCUCCAGCCUGGGGAUCUGGUCAGCGAUGCGACUGCACCUCGUGGUGAUGCCGAGCCAGGCUGGAGAUGGGGCACUGCUAGAGGUCAAUCGGGCUGGUUCCCUGAAUCAUACGUUGAGGAUAUCAAUGCUGCAUCAGCCUACACUCCCGAGGUGGUGGAACCGCUGGAGACCAAAACACAGCUGGAAGGUAUAGCGGAAGUGCCGGAAGCUGAGAUAUCUAAUGACUUGGGUGGUGCUAUGCCCACUGUUGAAGGUGGAGACUUCUACAUAGCGGCGUAUCCUUACGUGUCGGCGGAACCCGGGGACCUGACCUUCGAGGGCGGAGAGAGGAUCGAAGUGAUGAGGAGAGACGGAGACUGGUGGACCGGACGCAUCGGGAACAGGACGGGCAUUUUCCCGUCGAAUUACGUGACAAAGGACGCGACCACGGGCGCCGUGGCCAUCGCACCCAUCCCCGAGGCGGCCGAGCCAGCCCCGCAGCCCCCCGCCGCCCCCACCGCCGCCCCCGCCUCCCCCGCCGCCCCCGCGGAGCCCCCGCAACAAGAACAGAAGUCAACGACCCCCAUCUCGUCGGAAGUGGCCUCCAUCACGGAGAGCGCGGCCAGGCCUCCGUCGGCGGCUCGCAGGGACUCCGGGCGGGACUCCGUCACCGGCCGCAGGAAGAACGAGAUCGCGCAGGCCAUCGCCAGCUACACGGCCUCCAGUUCAGAACAGUUGUCUCUACAAAAAGGGCAAUUGCUUGUGGUCCGUAAAAAGGCGGACAGUGGAUGGUGGGAAGGCGAGUUGCAGGCCAAGGGCAGGAACCGGCAGGUCGGAUGGUUCCCAGCCAGCUAUGUCAAAGUAUUACAAUCGUCGGGUCGCACGUCGGGCCGCACUACGCCAGUGCUGUCCAAGAUGGACACGUUGCCCGCAGAGACUGUCAUAGACAAGGUGAUAGCGUUGUAUGCAUACACUGCGCAGAAUUCAGAUGAAUUGAGCUUCGAGAAGGACGAUAUUAUAGCUGUCACAGACAGAAAUCAGGACCCCGCCUGGUGGCAAGGCGAACUACGCGGCAUGACCGGCCUCUUCCCUAGUAAUUACGUCACUAAAUUAGUCAACUAAACUCAAUCGUAUUAAUAUUUAAAUAUAGUAGAAAAAUAUCUUAUACACAUGUAACACUGUAGAAAAUAUCACAAUGUUGCCACUAAAAAAAAAAUAUUUAAUCUGUAGCGCGUUAUUGGCGCCAUAUUGACGUAAAAAAUAUGGCGGGAUUAUUUAAUUGUUGCAUUAAUAACAAAUCUGAUCAGUUAUCUUAUUUGUAACUAGCCGUACUCGUGACUUUGUUCGUGUGGAAUUUAACAAUAAAGUUAAUUAGAGAAUUAUUCUAAAAUAAAAGUAGCCUAAGUUACUCCCUAUUACAACAGCUACUUGCCAAUAAA